Stomoxys calcitrans (stable fly) is the source of this 3707-nucleotide messenger RNA. RefSeq lists its product as uncharacterized. The transcript is spliced from 9 exons. The record is from RefSeq and is a predicted model, not a curated record. NCBI's taxonomy places the organism in Eukaryota, Metazoa, Arthropoda, Insecta, Diptera, Muscidae. Bases 662 to 3664 code for a protein of 1000 amino acids.
GUUUGGUAGCAAAGAGUAAUUUCGCAAUAGAACCUUGAGGAGACAAAGCCUGGAAAAACCCAAAAAUUGCACAUAUAAAUAUAAAACCAAAUGAAUCAUCGUUCUUAAAAAUCACAAUUAAAAUUGUAUGCCCUGAAACAUUCAAAUGUUUUGUUUACAAAACAUUUACAUGGAUUUUGCGCAUUUCGGCCAACAACAAUGAAAAGUGCAAAUGUCAAAACCAUGAAUGUUGUCAAAAAUUGCUACCCUUAAAAACAUACUGCCGGAGCUUUUUAACCCCCAUUCAACAAUGAAUGUAGAGAACUUUUUCAUAGAACCACACAGGGAAUAGGUUACAUGGAAAGCAACAUCAUUUAACAAAGAAAAGUGAACAGUGCAGACGGGGUUUUAUUACCAAAAAAAAAAAUAUUUUCAUAAAUUUUUCAAAAUGUUUAAAAGAAUUCUAUAAACACCAGAACUUAAACUCACAAACUACCCAUCUUAUAAAAAUGUGGUGACCUUAUUUGAAUUGCUGAAAACCUUGAACAAAAAUCCCCCUAAGGUACUGGAUAACCCUUAAGGAUUCAUUGCCUCAUCUUUGGUGCCUGCUAGGGAAAAUCUUGAUUGGAUUUGGAUAUCCCAGGGAUUUGACGUCUAGGCAUCUUCAUCGACUUCAUUAAAUAUGUCCCUAGCCAGUGCCGCUGGAGCUUUGCUCCGUCCACAGACACCUUUGCAACAAUUGCUGGAGGAUAUCAAUUUUCAAAGGAAUAAAGAAAUGAGACAAUUGCUCAAAGAUGAUAGCGGUUUCGUUGUCCUACAAGGUACCACCUAUUGGACCGAUUUAUUUGUUCGGCAUUUCUUAUUUCAAUCCGAACCGGUGCAUAGUAUUGACUCCGAUGAUUUAUUAUUUUUUGUACGUAAGAAACAUGUUAAAAGCUCUUCCCGACAUAUGCCAAAAUAUGAGACUGAAGUCGAUGUUUUCCGCAAGGACUCACGUAAAUUGCCCAUUGGUGACCCUGAUGUGGAUUGGGAAGAAACCGUUUACCUAAACAUGAUAAUUCAUCAAUUCGAUUACACACUAACAUUGGCCAUAUGCACACGAACAUCACCCAAAGAGCUGCAAGUGUUGCGAAGACAUUCUCAGCGUGUUUAUGCCUCACCAAGCCGUAGAAAAAUGGAUACCAAAGGCGAAGGUGAAGAGAUAACGUAUCCGCACAUAUGUUUUAUGGUUGAUAAUUUUGAUGAGGUUUUCAGUGAUAUUCUAGUUAGAGAUGGUGAAAUGGUCUGCGUUGAGUUGGUGGCAAAUGACAAAGAUGGUGCGGUACAGGGUGUCAUAUUUCUAGGUUCCAUACGUUAUGAUGCUUUGAAAAAAGUUUACGAUUCAAGGCAAUCUAGUUUAAGUUCUAAAGUAGCUCAACGCAUGUCCUUUGGCUUAUUUAGUAGUGGUGCUGGAGUGCAAACACGCUGUGAAUUUGUACGCAUGAAGGGUCCCCAGGGUAAAGGUCAUGCUGAAAUGGCGGUAACCAAGCCCAAAGGGUCGGGAGUGGAAACGCCCACCAGUGAACCAGGUUUCUGUGCCACCGAUAUGUGGGAUGAAUGGGAAGAGGAAAAUGAUGACUAUUGCACAUAUCGUCAUCAGCGACGCCUCAGUGAUCCCAGUGCUAAUUUGAAUAACUUCUCACGUUAUGCUUGGCGCACAAAAACCUCCUCGGAAUCGGGGGCUGGCACAGCAGGUGCCAAAGCACGUUCUGAAAAUGAAGGCCUUGACUCUCUGGCCAAUGAAGUAUCGGAAAUUGAAGCUGGCGAUUUGAGAGAUGAUCUGCGUCCUGCUUUCUCGGCAUCUGAGGCAAAACUGCACACAAAUCCCAAUUGUGAAGAAUAUCAAAAGCAAAAGAUAGAUUCAAAUGUGGUUGAGAACAAUACCACCAUAGCAAAGCCCGUACGGCAAACGGAAACGGAAGCAGAAACAGAAGCAACGCCACUGCUUACUACGACUACUACUACUACUACAACGGCUACCAAAGAAACGACAACGAAUGUGGUGGACAAUAAUGGCCCUUUAGACAUAAUUCCCUCCGCCCAACAAAUUGUCGUAUCCCCUCCCAAUACAAAUCCCAUACAGGAUGCCGUCGAAGCUGUGGAUGUGACCUCACCCUCGCCCAAUGGCAAGACCACCGGAUGUGGCGGAAACUGUUUUAAGAGUGGUAAAAAGUGUAAGAAACGUUGGAUAAGUGGCGGCUCCGACAAGAACACUCCCCAAAUGUCCCAGGUUUACUGUCCCUCUUGCGAUGACUAUGCCAAUGAGACGCCGGCUUGUCUCAACAAGAUGCCGGAUAAAAAAUCAAAGCUGAAACCCAAGACAAUAUUGAGUGUCGAAAGUGAAUUGGUGGUGACCAAACGAGGAAGUCUAAAAUUCACCGAUCGCAAAACCCCCAUAUCGAACAUUGCCCGUUGCUCAUCCCUGACAACGGCAGACCGCAAAGGAAAAAGGCCGGAAUUCGGCUCAAGUAGUAAAAAAGAAAAGCCCAAGGCCAAAGAGAAAGACAAAGACAAAGAAAAGGAAAAUCAAAAGGAAAAGGAUACGCCCAAAGAUCGAUCAAAGAUAUCCAAAACCAGCAGCCUUUUGGCCAAAGUCUCUCCCAAAAAACUAAGAGCCAAUCGUUCAUCUAGCAGCUCAUUGGCAUCCACCAAUGACAAAAGCAAGACCAGCAACUCGCAACAGAAGAAGAAGGAGUGUGUGGACAAUGGCAACAGUGGCGAAGUACCAGCCGCCAAUGAUAUGAAACCCGAUGAGGUUAUUGAUGCUUGCCAGGAAUAUGAAAUAGCCGAUGAUGCCAUCUCGCUGAAUGGUGGUGAUAUAUCUCAUGUCUCCGAUGGAGGCAGUAAAAUGAUUAUUUUGACUGAAACCGAUUCCAUGAUUACGGUGCGUGGCAAAGAGGAGUUGCCUGUGGUGGAAGAGCCAGCAACACCCUUGUCACCUUCGUCCCAACUCAUCAUAGGCGAUAAUGGUGAUUCCAAAACUGGCCAAGCGUAUAAAUUUGAAAAAUGUGUUCGUGUACCUGUAACCACAGACAGCCAUCCAUUACAAACCACCAACAACACAGAAACAGUGGUGCUGCAGCAAACAGCACCACUGGCUGAAAAGGAAGAGCCGGGGGAUACCCUGGAUAAUAAUUCAUCAAAUUCCUCAAGCACUCUGCACAAUGAAAGCCCUUCGAAACGUCCCUCUUCAUUAAAUGACUGCAAUGGCAAUUUGAAUUCAGCCUCGGCCUCCUGCAAUACCUCGCCUCUACUGUCGCCACCCAUGUUGACCAGUGCCAAUGUGGUGGACAUGGGUAAUAUGUCGGCGACGCUACCACGCACCAAACGUACAGCAGCCAUGCAGGCUUUCUACAAUCGCGCUUUGACUAUGGUUCCCAAGAGGCGAACACCAGAUGGUACCAAUAUUUAUUACUGGUGUGAUCUGUCCAAAAAGGCACUGCAAGGUGAAAAUGAAUUAGACGAUGGCGCUUAUAACCCCUUGUGGGCCAGUCGUGGCUUUGCACAAUCUUUUCAUUUCUGGAAGGAAAAUCGCCGGCAACAAUCCACUCCAUUGAAUGCAUUCCUCACAUAUGUUACACUGCCCUGGUGGAGCAUAGCUAAAGAUUUACUGGAUCAUCGCGAAACACCUAUAUUAACAUUUUAGUAUUAAAUUAUAUAUUUUUGUUUGUUCUCUUAUAUUUAUUAAA